AAAUCUAUUGUGCCGUCAAUACGUUCUACAAAUAUAUAUACCACCAAAGCGAUAUUCUCCGUGGCGUUUGGAAUUCGGAUAAAUUUCUUCGACACACAAUCGCUAGAAUUUUGUGUAAACUUUCAGGCAAACUGCGCGCUGCAUAAUCGUGACAUCGUCGGUCUUUACAACGCAGCUCCAAACUGAACAAUAGGCAUAUGGAAUAAGUGAGUGAUCGCUUAUAAAGCUGGUGGAAGAGUUCCUGUUCGAGUUAGUCGCCUGAAGUAAACGUGAAGGAAAAAAAAAACACCAUGUUGCUCACUUUUAUAAUCGUCGCUACGGCGAUAGCACUUCUUUUUUGGACCUAUGCCAGUGACAAGGUGAGCUACUGGAAGAGACGCGGCGUCGAAUUCCUCACUCCCAAUCUGAUCUUCGGCAACUUCAAAGAUGCCGUGCUCUUCCGUUCCGCGCCAGGAUGGCAUAUCGGUGACCUGUACAAGAUGGCCCGUCCAGACGCGCCCUUCGUUGGCUUCUACAUCUUUCACAAGCCGUGUCUGCUGUUACGCGAUCCAGAGAUCAUCAAGCAUGUCAUGAUUCGCGAUUUUGACAAUUUCUCCGACCGUCACUUUGCCGGCUCUAAUCAGAAGGACAGUUUCGGUAUGAAGAAUCUGUUCGGUUUGAAGAACCCGGCCUGGAAAUAUCUACGAACUAAGAUCACGCCUACCCUGACGAUGGCAAAAUUGAAGCAGAUGUUGCCGUUGAUGAUGGAGACCGCAGAGCCCAUGUUGAACUAUAUAAAAGAUCAACCGGUGGAUCACAACAACAUGAAACUGUUGGACGUCCAAGAUUUCAAUUACAAAUACACGACCGAUUUAAUCGCUUCAAUUGCGCUCGGCAUUAAGGUAGAUUCCUUCUACUAUUCGAACAAGGAAUUCUCGGCCGCAGUUAAAGAGUUCUUUUACGGAUUCAAGAGGAUGGUUGCUCUAAUAACGGUAUUUUUCAUGCCCGAACUAGUGGAAAUAAUCGGAACAAGAAUGCUUUUUAAUUUCACCUUCGUGAGAAAAAUCUUCUGGAAUGCGAUGGAGAAUCGCGAGAAGACCGGCGAGAAGCGAGGAGAUUUCAUUGACUCACUGCUCCAAAUGAAAAACGGCGAACAGAAUCCCAUUUAUAAAUUCGAGGGAGAUAAUCUACUGUAUCAGUCCGGCAUUUUUUUCUCCGGCUUCGAAUCAAGCUCCAUGAGCACAUCCUUUACUCUAAUGGAACUGGCGAAGCAUCCGGAGUAUCAGGAGCUGGCCAGGAAAGACAUUAAUAGAGCGAUCGAGGAAUACGGUUGGACAUACGAGGCGUUCCAGGAUAUGAAGUAUCUGGAGCAAACUAUACUCGAAAGUCUGAGGCUGCAUCCACCCGUGCCUAUUGUCGACAGAUACACUCGUGAGGAUUACAAGAUUCCUAACACUGAUAUCAUCAUCGAGAAAGGCACGCCAAUAUAUAUCUCCUUGUCUGGACUUGGGAUGGAUCCUAGAUUCUGGGAUGAACCGGAAGUCUACAACCCCGACAGAUUCGCCGAGGGCAAUCACAUUCCCGAUGCCUAUAUGACGUUCGGGAUUGGUCCUAGGAUGUGCGUAGGAGUAAGAGUGGGCCAACUGCACACUAAAGUUGUUCUAGCUUUAUUACUGAGAGAAUACGAAGUUUGGCAGACUAAAGAACACGUGAGUUUUCUCGAUUCGCGUUCGACCUUCACGGUUGCGUGCAAUGGAAUUCAACUGUACUUCAAGAAGAUACGAUAA
Molecule: messenger RNA, 1766 nt
Organism: Wasmannia auropunctata (little fire ant)
Lineage: Eukaryota; Metazoa; Arthropoda; Insecta; Hymenoptera; Formicidae
Product: cytochrome P450 6k1-like
Exons: 8
Coding region: 291-1766 (491 amino acids)
Molecular function (GO): iron ion binding; oxidoreductase activity, acting on paired donors, with incorporation or reduction of molecular oxygen; monooxygenase activity
Source: RefSeq, a predicted model, not a curated record